AUGCCAUUUCAUUCAUCGCAUUAUAUUCUAUUCCACUCAAUGCCUCGACGUCGACCGAUACUUCGCCCCCGUCGUCCCCGCAUGCCCUCGAGACGGAUUCGGCGCAUGCUCGCCCGUGCGUCUUCCGGCCGCGAUGUUGGGCGGCGUCGGCAGGCGGCGCGCCUGCGCCUCGUCCUGCUGGUUGCCGCGGACGGUGGUUCUGUUGAAUUCGGUUCUGCUACGAAAAUUGAUGGAGAAAGUUGCUCUUCCUUCCUUUGUUGUGGCGAUGUCGGUUCCGUGAACGCAUCAUGA
Molecule: messenger RNA, 291 nt
Organism: Rasamsonia emersonii CBS 393.64
Lineage: Eukaryota; Fungi; Ascomycota; Eurotiomycetes; Eurotiales; Trichocomaceae
Exons: 2
Coding region: 1-291 (96 amino acids)
Source: RefSeq, a predicted model, not a curated record